This is a messenger RNA of Ogataea polymorpha, 1538 nucleotides long. RefSeq lists its product as uncharacterized. Gene Ontology annotation, molecular function: transmembrane transporter activity. Gene Ontology annotation, biological process: transmembrane transport. The record is from RefSeq and is a predicted model, not a curated record. Bases 88 to 1488 code for a protein of 466 amino acids. The transcript has a single exon. Lineage: Eukaryota; Fungi; Ascomycota; Pichiomycetes; Pichiales; Pichiaceae. Gene Ontology annotation, cellular component: membrane.
UGGCAGACUGAUUACUAGUUGAACUGUGGCAGACUGAUUACUAUAAGAAGGAACAAUCCUACAAUACCAUGACCAGAUAAUUUUCCUAUGGCACUGGUUUCGAAGUUUGGAACCUCAAUCAGGUGGUACGAGAAAAAUGCUUCUCCAGAGGAGAUCAAGCUACUUUUCAAACUCGACCUUCUGAUCUUGACUUAUGCUUCACUUUCUUUCUUCACAAAAUUCUUAGAUGUGUCUGCACUCAACAAUGCCUACGUUUCGGGAAUGAAGGAAGAUAUUGGUCUUAAAGGCAAUGAUCUGAACUACGUGAAUGCUGUAUAUGAAUCGUGCUAUUGUGUUUUUCAGAUUCCAAUCAAUCUCCUUCUUACCAGAUAUCCAUCUUCGGUCAUUCUUCCAAUAUCCGAAUUCUGUUGGGGCAUAGCCACUUUAGGUACAGCUUUUGUUACUAAUGUGCAGCAGCUGAUGGCCUGCCGUGGACUUCUGGGUCUUUUUGCAGCUUCCAACUAUGUGGGUUCUGUGUACAUUAUUUCUUCCUGGUAUAAGAAAUCAGAAAGAGGCAAAAGAAUGGCUCUUUUCUGGAUAGCAAACCCUAUCGGCACUGCAGUCGGUGGGUGGCUUGAAGCCGCAAUUUACAAAAAUCACCAUCUAGCUCUUGAAAGCUGGAGAGUUUUGUUCAUUGUUUGCUCUUGUAUCACAAUUUUUGUUUCCUUAUACGGCAUGCUUGCAUUGCCCAAUCUUCCACAUGAUAUAAGAUCGAGGUUUCUCUCCGAGGACGAAAAGCAGCUAGCCAAAGAUCGAACCACUGAAGAAAAUAUACAAACGCAGCGCACAAAGCUUGGUUGGAAAUCAUUCAGAACACUGCUGUUUAAUUGGCAGCCACCGUUGAUGGCUUUCCUUAUUUUCUGCCAGGUGUUUUCAUACUACCCGACCGGUACUCCGUUUACCUUAUGGCUGAAAAGUAGAAACGAGCUUUCUGUGCCUCAGGUGAACAACAUUCCCACUGGGGGCAAUGCCCUUUCACUGGUGUCCGCCUUGGCUCAAGCAUGGUACGCCGACACCUUUAAUGAUAGGUUGUCUCCAUAUAUUUUCUCCUCGGUUUGCGCUGGUAUUGGCGCCGCAAUACUGGUAUCUCACCAUGUUUCCGAAAAUGCAACCUAUUUUGCCUUUUUCGCUAUGUUUGCUUCACAUGGUGUGGCGCCAAACUGGCAAGCGUGGGUCGGUGAUGUUACAGCUUCAAACUCUGAGUUACGGGCUUAUGCAAUUGCUGCUGGAAAUGUUGCCUCGGAGGUUGGAUCACUGGUGGUCCCUCUAAUAGUCUUCCAGGUUAGACAAGCUCCCGAGUUCAGAGCAGGUUUCAUAUUCAGUCUGGUAUCUUGUGUUUGCGAGGCCAUAGCAGCAAUCUGUGUAUACUACCUUUCCAAGAAAGAAGGAAAGAUACCACUGGAGGAAAUACUUGUUGUCGAACUGGAAAAGGGAGCAAGUGAUGAAUAACACUAGUGUAAUUUUUUCGGUGGUGGAGGAUUUUAAUGUUAAAAUAUAUU